AUGAAAGGGCCUCAGAAUUUAGAAACAAACAGAUUGUCAACUAAUACAAUGAGCAACAGUACUUCAAUAGACGAAGAACAUGUGUGUAAGCUGAUUCUUUACAUGGAUAUACCAAGUAUCAACGUUCGUGUAUGGGAUGUAGCAAUACUUAUUCCGAACUUAAUAUUCAUGAUGUACUUAGUGACCAAGUUUAGUCGUGCCAGAUUAAAACUUCGAGCUGCUAAUAGUCCUAUUUUUUUUACAUUCUACUGUUUGGUUUUAUUCAAUGUAUUUACAAGUAUACUAAGAUGCCUAAUUUCAAUGACACUGAAUUUUAGUAAUUUGGCUGCUGAUUCCAUCAAUAUAACACUUUGGAUUUUAGUCAAAUGUUUCUUUUUGGCUACUGAAAUGAGUGUGGUAGUCUUUGCCUUAGCUUUUGGUCAUAUGGAAAGUAGAAGCAGUAUAAGAUAUGUACUAAUUACAACAUCAUUUAUUUCAUUAGCUUACUCGGCUAGUCAAGGAGCAUUGGAAAUUUUUAUGCCAGACUCCAUUUUUAGAAUCAACUCGAAAGAUUUAAAUUUAUUUGGUCAUGGUGGUAUUGUAUUUUGGUUAAUUAGUUCUGUCAUUUUUACUACGCUGUAUUUGCUCAUAUUGGUAUUGCCUCAAACUAGACUUCGAGAGAAACUUGCAUUACCAGUUAACCGGUCAUUUUAUGUAUAUGUAUCACUUUUAGCACAAUUAAAUGGGAUUGGUUCUAUAGGCUGUGCAUUUUUGUUACUAAAAAUUACAGAAGGACUUUGUAUUGUUGAUGUAACAACGUUUCUAUAUUUUACACUAUUUACACCUCUAGUCUACAUAACAUUUUUGAGCUCAUUCUUUAGUGUAUCACAAUCAAGCAUUAUGUUUUCUUAUAAAGCACAAAACGAUGAUCGAGUUGAAGACGAUACUGUUUCAUUACCUCAUCAACCAUCAUUUUCAUCUUUAAAAACUGAUUCAGACUAUAUUUAUCAGACAGAUAAUAUAUACAACAACACUCGUUUUUCUGUUAGUGACAGACAAAUUGCAAAUCCGUUGUACAAUGCCUCAUUACAAAGUCCUGACAGCAUUACUGGUUAUAGCAUGGAUGAGCAAACUAUUGACAUUGAAGAACAAAAAAAGUAA
This is a messenger RNA of Macrosiphum euphorbiae (potato aphid), 1140 nucleotides long. The record is from the annotation of a GenBank genome assembly. Lineage: Eukaryota; Metazoa; Arthropoda; Insecta; Hemiptera; Aphididae.